CGCGGAUGAGGGCGGCGCCGCUGCCGCCGGCGGGAGGUUUGAAAUGGCCGCCGCGGAGUCCAGGCUGCUCCGGGGUGGUGGUCGCUGCCCGCCCACCCGGGGCUGAGGGCGGAAAUGGCCACCAAGCGCCUGGCCAGGGAGCUGGGGCUGGCGCGGAGCAGCUCGCGGGCGCGGAGCAGCGCGGGGGCGGCCCCGGGGCAGCGCUUCGGGUACCUGAUCGUCCUGGACUUCGAGGCCACGUGCUGGCGGCGCGCGGAGCGGCGCGUGCCCGAGAUCAUUGAAUUCCCAGCGGUUCUGUUAAACACUGCAACAGGGGAGAUCGAAGCUGAAUUCCACACCUAUGUCCAGCCCCAGGAGCAUCCUGUUCUUUCUGAUUUUUGUAAAGAAUUAACCGGCAUAACGCAGAGCCAGGUUGAUGAAGCUGUCCCGCUAAACAUUUGUUUGUCGCAGUUUUGGAAAUGGAUUCAAAAGAUACAGAGGGAGAAGAAAAUUAUAUUCAGUUCAGAUAUUCCAAGUCAUUCUACUUCAGAAGCAAAACUAUGUACCUUUGUUACUUGGACAGACUGGGACUUGGGUGUGUGUUUGCAGUAUGAGUGCAAAAGGAAGCAGCUGCGAAAACCUGACAUUUUAAAUUCCUGGAUUGAUCUUAAAGCAACAUACAGGACCUUCUAUAACAGGAAGCCUAAAGGGCUAAGUGGCGCUUUGCAGGAUUUAGGGAUAGCUUUUGCAGGACGGGAACAUUCUGGGCUGGAUGAUUCUCGGAAUACUGCCCGUCUUGCUUGGAGGCUGAUUUGUGAUGGAUGUGUGCUGAAGGUUACUAAAUCUUUGGAUAAGGCACAUCCGAAAAAUAAUUUAUUUUCCAGAACGCUGGCUAUAAACUUUGCUGACAAGACUCCACUGGGAAGCAACAGCAGACCGGAAACAUCUAGAGAUGGAGCUUGCGAAACAAACUCUCUGGCUGAGAAAAACAACAAUGGUAUUGCUGGAACUGAGGCAAGUUCUGAUAUACAACCGGAAGAACCACAGAGCACUCAGGCAGAUUCCUCUGCCCACAUCCACGCUGUGCCCAGCAGCAGCUCAAGGACCGAGUUACGCGCUCAAGCCCAAAGCUCUUCAAGAGCAUCUCCCACCAGCUUUCGCGCUCCCCUGGUGCAGGCAGGGCGGGCUGGCAGCGCUGCGCCGACAGGCGCUCAGCGAGGGCUGGGCAGCGGGCAGGCGCUGAGCACGGCCAGACGCAGCCCCCCGGCACAGGGACCAGGCCUGGUGCUCGUCUCCACAACCAUCUCCUCCGUUAACAUCUCCCACGAGGACAUCAGCACCAGUUCUGAUUGCUUGGCUCUGCUGACUGACUGGGAAGAUGUUGCUUUGAUACCAGAAUCUCAAUAUGAACAACAUUCAGAUUGUGUUCAAUUCAACAAUAACUCAAGUACAGAUAUUUUACCUGUGCUUGAAGAGAAAAUUAUUUCAGAACAAUCAGCUGUAAUGAGUUCAGAUCAUCAAAGUUUGGAAAAAACUGUAGUACCUGUGGAACCUCCAAAAACUAUCAUUUACAAAAGUCCUGAUACUACUAUCUAUAAUGCAGGAACAGCACAAAGACAGACUUCAGAUUUUUCCACUUUUAAGUUACCAUCUGCAAAAGUAAAUGCUAUUUCAGCACAAUCAGCACUAACUGGAAAUUAUUCUAUGCAUUCAGAGGGUCCUAAAAGAAAGCCAACAAGUCCAAAAAUGUUCCCACCAGCAAAAAAACAGUCUUUUGCUAUAUACCAAGAGAAAACUGCUUCUUUCGAUCAUUCCUUACCUUUAAGAAGUUCAAAUUUGCCCAAAGCGUCUCCAGCCGUUCUGAACUCCACAGUCAAUUUGGAUCAGUCUGUAAGAGCUGUGAAAAAUGGAAAACCGACUCCCCCUCUGUGUGACUGCGGCCGAAGAGCUAAAAAACUGUAUGUGUCAAACAACGGUCCAAACCAUGGGAAAGGAUUUUUUUGUUGUCCUGUUGGCAAGCAUGAAGGCGGUAAGAAAGGUUGUGGAUACUUCAAGUGGGAAUAUGCACUUCUAAAAGAGAAAUCUAGUGGUCUCACCCUGAACGCAGACCCUUUGACCUCUCCUGGAACUUACACAAGCAAUUCAGGGAAUUCUUCCAACAAAACAUAUUUGUGUCUUAGACCCUCUAUGAGAACUUGAAAAUGGAUAUUGUUUGUUUUUUUUCUUUUGGUCCAAAUCUUAAAUUCAGUAGGUUGAUCACACUUGAUAUUAUCAGGACAGUCAGAUUAUGUCAGAGAUAUGUUUGAGAAUGGGACAAACCCAACGCUGGCUAACACAGAUAGAAAUGGGAAUUGCUCAAGCAUGGAAAAAUAUCGAUAUAUCAGAAAGUAUCUUGUUAAUGAAAUAUGAGAGAACAGGUAAAACUAUAAAGUGCCAGCAUUAAAGUAUGAGCAACUGUUGCUGCAAAUCUUACAUUUCUGCUUUAUCAUGUAUUUCAAAAUCUUUACUAGUCCAGUUCUUAAAGAACAUUUUAAUGAUAGAGAUUUUACUUAUACUUUUUUUUUUUUUUCUAAAUAUACAUGUAAUGAUUAUAACUAGCUUUUAAAAAUGUAUUUAGAAGUUGUUACAUUUCUCAGAAGUGAUUCUUGAAGCAAUAGUGUUCUCUUAAACUUACUGGGGUUGUUUUAUCCUUUAAGUUAAAUAACAAUAAAGAUAAAAUGCUGGUGAGACUUCAUCAAAUACUUUAUUUAACACACAUCAGCUAUUGUACUCUUGACUACAUGAGUUUCCCAUUUCAUUUCUAUCAGUCUGCCUGCACUACUAUUAGCUAUUAGUGUAGCACCUGGGACAGCCAAAUGCUGGGAAUCAGGUAAGAAUUUAUGCAAACCUAAACUAAGAAGGACAUAGUAUGAUGUCUUUUAUUCUACAUUACUGUGUAAAUCUGCAAUAUCUUAAUUUGUAAAAAAUCCUAUUAAAAAGCAACAAGUACUUCUAA
Molecule: messenger RNA, 2974 nt
Organism: Columba livia (rock pigeon)
Lineage: Eukaryota; Metazoa; Chordata; Aves; Columbiformes; Columbidae
Gene: ERI2
Product: ERI1 exoribonuclease family member 2
Exons: 8
Coding region: 115-2178 (687 amino acids)
Molecular function (GO): zinc ion binding; 3'-5'-RNA exonuclease activity; nucleic acid binding
Source: RefSeq, a predicted model, not a curated record